Molecule: messenger RNA, 1278 nt
Organism: Medioppia subpectinata
Lineage: Eukaryota; Metazoa; Arthropoda; Arachnida; Sarcoptiformes; Oppiidae
Source: the annotation of a GenBank genome assembly
AUGUUUGGCGAGUCGGCCGGUGCCAUAUCGACCAGUCUCCACAUUUUGUCCCCAAUUACUCGUCACUUAUUCCAGAGGGCUAUCAUUAUGUCGGGCGCCGCCUCUAAAACCCUGUGCACCUCUACCGACGCCGAGAGUGUAUGGUAUGAAAGGGCAGUGGCUUUCGGUUGCGGGUCUGCCAGCGAUGGCACAGCCCAUGAGUUUACACCGGAGAUGAUUGAGUGUAUGGCCAGACUGUCCACCGAAGAUCUACUUAAAGCCAGGGGUCUAGGGCUCAGUCGCUGCGAACUGGAUCUCAUGAUUGAUGGCGAGUUUGUACCCAACAAUCCCUUAGAAUUGCUUAAGUCGGGCGACUAUAAGCGGGAUAUAAAUGUGCUAAUCGGUACGGUAGACAACGAGGGUAGUAUGUUUCUCGGCUCGUUUAUUGACCCUAUUAAGUUUAACAAGUGGCAACCACUGCCCAUUAGUUACCACGAUGCGUAUGAAUAUGCCAUCAGCUUUUUAACAGGCUUUCACCGCCUGCCCCACACUGGCUCUCAGCAAGUGGUCGACACAUACUUCAACGGUCUGUCCAAUGAGACCAAUCAUGAAGUUUUAAUUCAGACCGUUGGCCGACUGGUGGGUGACCUUUGGCUCACGUGUCCAACAAAAUUGUUUGCCCGAUAUAUACACUCCGGACACCCGAAGAGUCGUGUAUACGAGUACUACUAUAACGCCAAGUCUACGGCCGGACAUCAAUUGUUUUGCUCUGAUUGGAUGGGUGUCUGUCAUUUCGAUGAUAUCUAUCCCGUGUUUGGUCUACCGUUUCAAGAGUACGACAGGUAUGACCGCCGGGAACGCCAAAUAUCGGCCCAAAUGAUUGAUGUGUUUACGGAAUUUGCACGCAAUGGACAGCCGCCCAAACAGUCGGGCGCCGAUUGGCGGCCGUAUUAUACGGUUAACGACAAUACAGUUAUCGCUCCGUAUUAUGAGUUCACUGUUGAGCCCAAAGUUAACACUAAUUUUGGUUUAAAUUGUUUGUUUUUGGUUUUAUUAUCAAAGGCAGUAAUUAAAUGCGAAACGAAAAAUGCCAACACAAUUGUCAGCGUUAGAGUGACCAACGGUCUGAUCACCGGCUUUGCGGACCAGUUAUAUGGCGUCAAAAUAAACGCCUUUUUAGGCAUACCAUACGCCGAGCCACCAGUCGGUGACUUGAGGUUCAAAAAGCCUAUGCCGGUGAGAGAGGCCUGGCCUAAACCAGUGGGCGCCACCAAAUGGCCCAAAGCGUGUAUUCACGCA